CUCAUGAUAAAGAAACUAUCAUGAGCUAGUGAUCAGCAAUUGAUUAUCACAAUCUUGAUUUUAAAACUUAAACUAUCACUACCGGUUUGUUUGGUUUGGUUUGUAAUAAUUUUUCGUUUUUCUUUUGCUUUUACAUUCAUUCGUCAAUCAAUUCGGCAAUCUAAAAUGCCGAUACCAGAGUAACAAAAUAUAAUCAAGACUACGAGGAUUUCUCACCGACGUUUAUCAAAUGCUACACUGAAACAGUAUAUUCCACCAGCAACACGAAUAUGCCAACAGAUCGCAGUGUUUCUUACACUCCACCGCCCGGUCCGUUGAAGAUUAAACACAUAAACGUAGUAAGUUUUGCGCAAAAUUCAAUCUCUUCCUCCGUAACAGAUGGCGGUACAGGAACGGGUAAUCCUACGAUAACCACGGUUGUGGUUAACUCUGCGCAAGGUAUACCAUUCAAAUCAACUGUUACAUUUUUUUGCGCCCCAUAAACAGCGCAGUUAGUAGAGCGCUCUGCAUGGCUUCUCUACGGAAGAGCAAAGUCGUUAUGAUCUUCACUUUCAAGGAGCGCUCCAAAUUCAGGACGAACCGGUUCACCAGCCACUUAGUUUCUCGAUUCCACCAAAACCACAAACUGGGACGCUUCCCUUCAAAACUUACCACCACCCAAAAACAUGACAACCUGCAUUGACCUAAUUUCCGAUGCAGUGAAACAAGCAGAAAAAGACGGCAUAAUUAUUUUGGAAACCAGCGCUUGACACGCACAUACACACACAUGGUCAAGUACACACGGAAUGGUCAAGAUCAAAGAGAAAGCAGAGCGCGAGCGUCUUGUGUUUUUGGUAGAGAAUAAAAAAAACAAGAAAAGAAGUACCCUUAUGGGUGUUGUUCUGAAGUCCUCAAUAAACUGUGUCCGACCUGCAAGUUGCCCGGUCAUGCGCAAGGAACGAUAGCAAGCAAAUUGGUGUCAUUUAAUUAGUCCAAAUUGAUCCCCAACGAUGCGUCUCGUUCGAAAAAUACAUUAUUUCUUGUGCAAAAAAAUCCCAAAACAAAAGUGAAAACCACACACUUUUCAACUGAUAACGCCGUUCAACGUCUGCGACCGCGAUAUAAAGCUGGUUCCCAUCGUUUCGACCCACUUCAGUACGAUCGUGAACGUGAAAAUAAAAUGUCCUGCCCAGCGUUACGGCUUACGUUAUCGGGCAGUUGGCUGUUGGUUGGGCUGCUCAUUGCGUGCGGAUCACUGCCCGGCCGGGCCCAACCGCCAGAGGCACUCAACUAUCCGAACGUUAUCACGUUUGGUUCGUUCUCCGGCACCAUCUGCUUCUCGAACUCCGUGCUCGUGAAAACGCUAACACCGCUCACCUCACGCACCUUUACUUUUACUCCGGCGACCGCUCUGACGUACGUCAUCUGCUACAACAAUCUGCUAUUGCAUCCGUUUGAUGCGCAACUCGUCGGCGGUGGUAUAGGCGCUACGACCCAGACCGGCAUUGUGCUUACCUCGGCGACCGGGAAGCUCGCUGCCAAUUGUGACGCUUACUGCAAGUAGAGAGCUAAAAAAACGGGGCUCUCGGCAUCAUCGCUCCAUUGAUUUUAGGGGAGCUUAUUGUACGGAGGAAUUGCGUCGACAAAUUCAAAUUAAGAGACGAUUGGUACAUCAUCACCAUACUUCUACAAAAGCAACGGGGAGUAUACGCUCGAGUAGUUUUAGCUGUAAAAUAAAA
Molecule: messenger RNA, 1718 nt
Organism: Anopheles gambiae (African malaria mosquito)
Lineage: Eukaryota; Metazoa; Arthropoda; Insecta; Diptera; Culicidae
Exons: 3
Coding region: 1160-1543 (127 amino acids)
Source: RefSeq, a predicted model, not a curated record